Yarrowia lipolytica CLIB122 is the source of this 2187-nucleotide messenger RNA. RefSeq lists its product as uncharacterized. Gene Ontology annotation, cellular component: translation release factor complex. NCBI's taxonomy places the organism in Eukaryota, Fungi, Ascomycota, Dipodascomycetes, Dipodascales. Gene Ontology annotation, molecular function: translation release factor activity; GTPase activity; GTP binding. Gene Ontology annotation, biological process: nuclear-transcribed mRNA catabolic process, deadenylation-dependent decay; translation; translational termination. The record is from RefSeq and is a predicted model, not a curated record.
AUGAGUGAUCAAUUCAACCAGGACUUUGCCAACAAGGCCAACAUCAACGAGGGCCAGGGCCAGGGUCAGGGCCAGGGCCAGGGCUACGCUCCUCAGCAGUUUGUGCCCGGUCAGUCGUUUGUGCCCGGCCAGGCGUUUGUUCCCGGCCAGUCUUUUGCUCCCCAGGGCGGCUACGACCAGUACGGCGGCCAGCAGGGCGGCUACCAGGGCGGCUACCAGGGUGGCUACCAGGGCAACAACUACAACCAGGGCUACCAGGGCUACCAGGGCCGAGGCGGCUAUUCCGGUCGAGGUCGGGGCGGCUACCGAGGAGGAUACCAGGGUGGCUACAACAACUACAACCAGUACGACAAUCAGUACGGCAACUACGGCGGCUACGACAACCAGUACGGAGGGGGCUAUGACCAGCCUGAGGAGCCCCAGGAGAAGACUCUCACGCUGGAGGAGUACCAGAAGCAGAAACAGGAGGCUCUCAACAAGCUCAAGAAGCCCGCUGCCAAGUCUGGCGGAGCCCUCAAGAUUGGAGGCGACAAACCCAAGUCUUCCGGAGGAGCCCUCAAGAUUGGAGGAGACAAGCCCAAGACUUCGGGCGGCGCUCUCAAGAUUGGAGGAGACAAGCCCGCCGAGAAGAAGACCGGAGGAGUUCUCAAGAUUGGCGGAGACAAGGACAAGAAGGAAGAGUCCCCUGCCCCUGCUGCCGAGAAGAAGGAGUCCACUCCUGUUGCCGAGAAGAAGGAGGCUACCCCCGCUCCUGCCUCUAAGGAGUCUACUCCGGCCCCUGAGAAGAAGGAGUCCACUCCCGCUAAGGACGACUCUGCCGCCAACGCUGCCUCUGCUGACGCCCUGAUCGCCGCCCAGAACGCCGAGAUCGACCAGGAAACCAUCAAGGAAAUGUUUGGCGAGACCAAGGACCACAUGUCCAUCAUUUUCAUGGGCCACGUCGAUGUCGGCAAAUCCACUCUGGGAGGCCAGAUCCUCUACCUCACCGGCACCGUCAACAAGCGAACUAUUGAGAAGAUGGAGAAGGAGGCUGCCGACGCCGGACGACCCGGCUGGUACCUGUCUUGGGUUAUGGACAUCAACAAGGAGGAGCGAGCCGAGGGAAAGACCGUCGAGGUGGGCCGGUCGUACUUUGAGACCGACAAGCGACGAUACACUCUGCUCGACGCCCCCGGCCACAAGAUGUACGUGCCCUCCAUGAUUGGAGGAGCCGCUCAGGCCGAUGCCGGUAUUCUCGUCAUCUCUGCCCGAAAGGGAGAGUACGAGACCGGCUUCGAGCGAGACGGUCAGACCCGAGAGCACGCCAUGCUGGCCAAGACCCAGGGUAUCAACAAGCUGGUGAUUGCCAUUAACAAGAUGGACGACUCGACCGUCAACUGGUCCAAGGAGCGAUACGACGAGUGUAUCAGCAAGCUGAAGCUCUACCUCAAGGGUCUGGGCUACUCGGACAAGACGGAGAUCACCUUUAUGCCCGUGUCCGGUUUCACCGGCGCUAACGUCAAGGAGCGAGUCUCCAAGGAGGUGUGCCCCUGGUACGACGGCCCCUCUCUGCUGGAGCUGCUUGACUCGUUUGAGCUCGAGCGGAACCUCACCGGCCCCUUCAUGCUCCCCAUUUCCAACAAGGAGAAGAACCUGGGUACCAUUGUGGAGGGUAAGAUCGAGGUUGGCACCGUCAAGAAGGGCGACAACCUGGUCGUCAUGCCCUCUAAGGUCCCCGUCGAGGUCACCACCCUUUACAAGGAGACCGAGCAGGAGGUUGGCGGCGCGUCUGUUGGAGAGCAGAUCCGACUCAAGGUCAAGGGCAUUGAAGAGGAGGAGGUUCAGAUUGGACAGGUUCUCUGUUCUGCCGCCCAACCCGUUGCUGCCGUCACCGUCUUUGAGGCCCAGAUUGCCAUCACCGAGCUCAAAUCGAUUCUGUCGACCGGUUUCUCUUGUGUGAUGCACAUCCAUACCGCUGCUGAGGAGGUCACCUUUACUGCUCUGCUGCACAAGCUGGAGAAGGGUACCAACCGAAAGUCCAAGAAGCCCCCGGCUUUUGCCAAGAAGGGCAUGAAGAUCAUUGCCCGGCUCGAGACCCAGAACCCCGUCUGUAUGGACGAGUUUAGCAAGACUCCCCAGCUGGGUCGGUUCACUCUGCGAGACCAGGGUCAGAGUAUCGCCAUUGGUCGAGUUACCAAGCUGUUGUAA